Hyaloscypha bicolor E is the source of this 429-nucleotide messenger RNA. RefSeq lists its product as uncharacterized. The transcript has a single exon. NCBI's taxonomy places the organism in Eukaryota, Fungi, Ascomycota, Leotiomycetes, Helotiales, Hyaloscyphaceae. The coding region runs from base 1 to 429 and encodes 142 amino acids. The record is from RefSeq and is a predicted model, not a curated record.
AUGGGUUUAUCCGCUACACUACCAUUCUCUUCGGCCAAGCUUCCUGGUGCGAAGAUAUCACAUCACCUUUUGCAAGAGCACGACAGCCGGGUGUUCUGGACGACAAUCGACGCGAGGCGCGAGGGUGAAGGCAACACUGCACGAAUACUCGAGCUAGAAGCGCCAGUUUGGAAAAUUGUAGAGACACAAGGUGGACAGAUGAUCUUGGACGACCAGCCUCGCGCCAUAACUCAACCUCUCCAGUGCGUCCUCGUUGGAAGGAGCAAGGUAGAACCCCUGCAGGCGCAUUACGUCUUGCUGGUCCAGUUUGCCGCCAGUGGCGAGGAGGGCCAAGCCUAUGAGAGGGUUGAGAGUAAGCAUCCUGGGACGGCGCCAGAUAGCUCUCGAUGGACUUCACAAACGAUCCAGGAUACGAUGACAGUAGGAUAG